Molecule: messenger RNA, 606 nt
Organism: Peromyscus eremicus (cactus mouse)
Lineage: Eukaryota; Metazoa; Chordata; Mammalia; Rodentia; Cricetidae
Gene: Cbln4
Product: cerebellin 4 precursor
Exons: 3
Coding region: 1-606 (201 amino acids)
Molecular function (GO): protein binding
Source: RefSeq, a predicted model, not a curated record
AUGGGCUCCGCGCGCCGGGCGCUGUCCGUGGUACCGGCUGUUCUGCUGGUUCUCGCACUGCCUGGGCUGCCUGUUUGGGCACAGAACGACACCGAACCGAUCGUGCUGGAGGGCAAGUGUCUGGUGGUGUGCGACUCGAACCCAGCCACAGACUCCAAGGGAUCAUCUUCUUCCCCUUUGGGGAUAUCGGUCCGGGCAGCAAACUCCAAGGUGGCCUUUUCGGCGGUUCGGAGCACCAACCAUGAACCAUCCGAGAUGAGCAACAAGACACGCAUCAUUUACUUUGACCAGAUCCUGGUUAAUGUGGGCAAUUUUUUCACAUUGGAGUCUGUCUUUGUGGCACCGAGGAAAGGAAUCUAUAGCUUCAGUUUUCAUGUAAUUAAAGUCUACCAGAGCCAAACAAUCCAGGUGAACUUAAUGUUAAAUGGAAAACCGGUCAUAUCUGCAUUUGCUGGGGAUAAAGAUGUGACCCGAGAAGCCGCUACUAAUGGAGUGCUACUGUACCUGGACAAAGAAGAUAAGGUUUACCUAAAACUAGAGAAAGGUAACUUGCUUGGCGGCUGGCAAUAUUCCACGUUUUCUGGCUUUCUGGUGUUCCCUCUAUAG